This is a messenger RNA of Sardina pilchardus (European sardine), 3653 nucleotides long. It is a transcript of the gene cyld3, whose product is annotated as ubiquitin carboxyl-terminal hydrolase CYLD. Lineage: Eukaryota; Metazoa; Chordata; Actinopteri; Clupeiformes; Clupeidae. Gene Ontology annotation, biological process: protein K63-linked deubiquitination. Gene Ontology annotation, cellular component: cytosol. Gene Ontology annotation, molecular function: cysteine-type deubiquitinase activity; K63-linked deubiquitinase activity. The record is from RefSeq and is a predicted model, not a curated record. The coding region runs from base 93 to 3065 and encodes 990 amino acids. The transcript has 16 exons.
GCGUGAGAUAGCUUUGUUUUCUGUACGACGUGGUGUCAAAGUUUUUAACUCUGAGAUGUCAUUAUCGUGAGUCCGUCCAUCGACAGUUCACCAUGUCAGGAGUCGCACGUCACCAAAGCAGAAGGCAGCGUCCCCCCAAAAUGUUUCUGGUGGCGUCCGAUAUGAAGAUCCAGGACCAUCUGGAUGGAACCAUUCGGGUGCUACGGGGGUACUUGUGCCAGGAGCAAGAAAGCCUGGAAAGGAAUGGAAAAGUGGAGCAGUUGUGGGUUAAAGUGCUAGACAAUGGCGGGAUGGUCAAGAUUGACAGGCACGCUCUAAUUGAGAUACCCCCAGACCUGGCCGGCCUACUGGAGCCAGUUCCAGAGCCGGAGGCCCGCCUUAAACUACACAGCAAACCCCAUCGGCUGCAGCGAUUGGCUCUCCUGUCUUUGGGAUCGCCCGUAUCCGUGGUACUGAAGCAAGGAUUGGCUGAGGCUGAGCUUCGAUUCAGGGGACCCCUUACUAGAGGGAGCUCAGCCGUGUUCUUUGGGGUGCAGCUUAAGGGUUGGGCGGCAGGAAAGGGCAGCGGCAACGGCUCCUACAAGGGCCACCAGCUCUUCACCUGCCCGGAGGCGUGCGCACUCUUCGUGCCCGCCAGCCAGCUCACCCAGCGGCGCUCCUCGCACGAGGCCGACGCCACCGCCUCCGAGCGCCACCCGUCUCACCUGCCCGCUCCUGCCCCCGCUGCUCAUCAUCAUCAUCUUCAUCAUCAGUAUCAGCAGCAGCAGCAGCAGCAGCCGGUGAGCAUCCUGACCCGCGCGGCGGAGUCGGUCCCGGGGCCUGCUCCUCCACAGCUGCUGCAGCCGGGCCAGCGGGUGAUGUUCGCCCAAGAAGAGGCCACGCAGACGGGGAGGGUGGCCUUCUGCGGGCCCCUCCCUGGCAGGACCUCCGGAGGAGUCUACGUGGGCUUGAUACUGGACAACCCGGUAGGUCUGUGGGAUGGCACGUAUAAGAACCAUAAGCUGUGCUCCCUCCCAUCCCCUCAGUACGGUCACCUCCUCCCCCUGUCCAAAGUCACUCCAGUGGAAUCCAGACCCCAGAAGUCCCCCCCUCCAGUUGUGAACCCCAAACCCGCCUUGAAGCCCCCUUCCCUGCCCCCCGCAAAACCCGCCCUGGUGCCUGUGCUGCCCCCCUUCCCCAAACCGGCCUUAAAGCCUGUGACUGCCCCCAAACCCACCUCGCCAAUUCUCCCGGACCCCACGCCGUCCCUUCCGCCCUACCACGCGAAAGUAGCCCUUCAGCCCCCGACGAAGAUGACCCCCAUGCCUCCCUCGCCCCCGAGCGUUGCCCCGAAAUCGCCGCCGCUCCCUCCGCCCUCCAACCUCAAGCCCGCCGUCAGGCCGCCGCCCACGCCACUCUACCCCAGCACGACGGACCAAUCACACCCGAGGUCCAACGGCCUCCCGCGGCCGCCCUCCCCUCCGCAGCCGGAGGAGGUGGAGUUUGAGGCGGAGGAGGCGGACGCAGGGGCGGGGCUGGGUCUGGAGGUGGAGUCCAUGGUGGAGGUGAACGACCCUCCGCAGUACGGGGUCAUCCGCUGGAUCGGACGCAUCAGCGGCGUUUCUGAGCUCGUCGCUGGAGUAGAGCUGGAUCAGGAGAUAACGGCGGGCACCGACGGCAGUUACCUUGGCGAGCGCUACUUCCGGUGCCCGUCCAAUAAGGGCCUGUUCGUGAAACUCCGCAGCUGUAGGCGGGACUCCAGGUUUCCCGCCCCCGAGACGCGCAUCAACCAGGUGGAGCGCUGCAACUCCAUAGCGUUUGCGGAGUGGGGCAGUGAGCGUGUGGAGGAGCACACUCCGCCAGUGUCCGGCCCAGACGCCAGGCAGCACUACAACGGCUGGAAGAAGGGCAUCCAGGGACACCUCAACUCCUGCUACCUGGACGCCACUCUCUUCAGUCUGUUCUCCUGCUGUAGUUCUGCAGACUCCGUGCUCUUCUGUCCCCCGAGGCUGCAGGACGGUGCUCACCACAGUCGCACGGCUCAGGACCUGCUACGCUGCGAAAUUGUCAACCCCCUGCGCAGGUAUGGGUAUGUAUGUGCCAGUAAAACCAUGGCCUUACGGAAACUAUUAGAGGCGGAAACGACAGAUGCUGGUUUCACCAAUCAGGAGAAAGACCCAGAGGAGUUCCUCAACAAGCUUUUCCAGCUCUUGCGGGUGGAGCCUCUCCUGAGAAUCAGGUCAAUGAACCAGCAGCCUCAGGAGUGUCACCUCUACCAGCUCUUCCCUCCCUCCACGCCCCCCUCUCCAUCUUCUCCUGCUCUCUCUCCAUCCCUCUCUCCGGCCCCCCUCUCCCCCAUCCCUCUCUCCCCUCCGUCCGGUCACCUGAGGGUGGCCAGUGUGCAGGCGCUGCUGGAGGCCUCCUUCAUCCACUCAGGGCUCAAGUUUGCUGAGGCUCCUUCCUGUCUGCCUCUGCUCAUGCCCAGGUUUGGGAAGGACUUCAAGAUGUUCGACGCCAUCCUGCCCUCGCUUACCCUGGACAUCACAGACCUGCUGGACGAGACUCUGCGGCAGUGCAGCAUCUGCCAGUCGCUGGCCCACUGGGAGUGUCUGCAGUGUUACGAGGACCAGGACAUCACGCCCGGCCGCCUCAAACAGUUCUGCCACACCUGUAACACACAGGUGCACACGCAUAAGAAGCGUGCGUCGCACCACCCCGAGCGCGUGCGGACCCCCGAGUGCCCCUGGGCGGAGCAGUGGGAGGGGCCUCUGAGCGGCAGCCGGCAGCGGCUGGAGCUCUUCGCCGUCACCUGCAUCGAGACGAGCCACUACGUCAGCUUCGUGCGCCACGGACCGCAGCCCACCGACUGGCUCUUCUUCGACAGCAUGGCCGACAGGGAGGGUGGGGAGAAUGGCUUCAAUGUGCCUCAAGUGAAGGCUUGUCCAGAGGUAGGCCGCUACCUCAGCCUAUCAGAAGAGGAGUUGAGCAGGCUUGACCCCGCCUCCCUGAGGGACACUGUCCGCCGGCUGCUGUGCGACUCUUACAUGUGUCUGUACCACUGCCCCCAGAUCAGCCUCUACAAGUGAUGCUGACACACAAACACACACUUAUGUGUCUGUACCACUGCCCCCAGAUCAGCCUCUACAAGUGAUGCUGACGCACAAACACACACUUACUUGUUUUUGCCACUGUGGACAGAUCUCCCGUAACCUGUGAAAUGGAUACACAGACAAAGAUGCAGACACGCAUACACAAACAAACUAACAAGCAAACACACAAACACCAUUCCACCUAUGCCUUAAAAUGUGCCUCACCUAUCUGCAGUGGCGUGAGUUUCAGUUAUAAACGCAAGGCCAGUUCCAGGGUUGCAGUACUUACUUCCUUUUUGCACAUUUCCUUCAGACCAGCUUGUAUGUAGUAGCCUAAAGCAGUAAUAGCAUUUAAGCUUGCAGCCUUGUUAUAUUUUUGUAUUUAUUUUGAGAUGAAAUUCGAGCAUUUGUAAUUUGUAAAUCAUGAAAUUAUUAUGAACAUGAUAUUUGUGCACUGUUGUUGCUGGUUUAAAGGCAAGGGAAUAUAAAAACGACACUUUUUUUAUUUUGUAAAAAUGUUUCUGUUCUAAUCCUACUUGACAUUUAUAAAGUCCUCUGUUUAUUUUCAAUACUUUAGUGUCUCGU